GGGGCCGCGCGACGCCGCUGCCCUGGUGACAGCCCCCUCUGCGCCGGCCGCAGGCCAUCGGUUGUUGGGCCCAGCUCCCCUUGUGGCCUUCGGCCGAGCUGCAGGGCCCCGCCCGCACCCCGCUUCCCACAGCUGGUAGGCCUGCUGCUCAUCGGAGUGGCCGCGUGGGGGACCGGCCUGGGCCUGGUGUCCAGCAUCCGCAUCAUCGGAGGGGUCAUCGCCGUGGGCGUCUUCCUUCUCCUCAUCGCCGUGGCCGGGCUGGUGGGAGCCGUCAACCACCACCAAGUGCUGCUCUUCUUUUACAUGAUCAUCCUCGGCUUGGUCUUCGUUUUCCAGUUUGGGAUCUCCUGCUCCUGUCUGGCUAUUAACCGAAGCAAGCAGGCAGACGUCAUCAAUGCUUCCUGGUGGGUCAUGAGCAACAAGACCCGGCACGAUCUGGAGCGAAGCCUCGACUGCUGCGGCCUGUUCAACCUCACCACCUUGUACCAACAAGAGCUGCCCUCCUGUGCCGCCAGCUGCAUGAAGGGGAACACCUGCCAGUUAUGUGGAGAAAAGUUUCUCAAGCAUUCGGACGAAGCCCUGAAAAUCCUGGGGGGUGUCGGACUCUUCUUCAGCUUCACAGAGAUCCUGGGCGUCUGGCUAGCAGUGAGAUUCCGGAAUCAGAAGGAUCCCCGGGCCAACCCCAGUGCCUUCCUAUGAGACUCUGGACUGUCCGACCGCUCCCCUAGGCCUUUUCUUCCCUUGGGGAAAACCCUGGGUCUUGAACCCUGUCUGAGGAAAAGGAAAAGGCCCUUUGCCAGAGGCCCUGAAGGUGACCAAGGAGCCAGGCUUCACGCCUCGGCACGUGUCUGGGAACAAGCCCACAGGAGCACGGGAAGCCUCCCUUCUCCCCUCCGUGGGUGGGAGCACCCGAGAUGGGGUGAGGGCGGGCAGCGUUCCCAGCUGUCUCCGCUCCCCUCCGUCCUCCUGGGCCAGCUGGACACACCCUGGCUCGCUCCAGGGGUAGGCGGGGCCAGGGAGCAAGCCACGAGGAGCUCUGGUACGAGCAGGGCCCAGUUUGGGGAAGUUCAGCGAAUAUAAAAUAAAAGCCAUUUUAACUCCACAGUCAAA
Messenger RNA from Condylura cristata (star-nosed mole), 1110 nucleotides. It is a transcript of the gene TSPAN31, whose product is annotated as tetraspanin 31. The transcript has 5 exons. Lineage: Eukaryota; Metazoa; Chordata; Mammalia; Eulipotyphla; Talpidae. Gene Ontology annotation, cellular component: membrane. The annotation marks the transcript as partial. The record is from RefSeq and is a predicted model, not a curated record.